AUGUCAGGUCUACUAGGAGAAGUCGGCACCCCGUGCCCAUCGAGAUCAUCUCGGUUUGACCGCAGCAGCGGAGAUAGCUCGUUUAGCAAGCUCUGGGAGGAUAGCUUGGAAAACUGUGACGAGACGGCCAACAUCGAAUUCACCACCGAGAUCAAAGCACCGCUUCUUACGGCAGUCAAGCCCCGUCGACGGACAAAGACCGGCAGCUCUUUUGCUAUCCACGAUGAGGGUGAACAGAAUUUCAUACAAACCGCUAACCCGAAGAGAAGGGAAACCCGCCCACCAAUCGCCCCUUCAGGUCGCAAGAUGUCGUUACUAGCCCAGCCGGCUCAAAGGUUCCGUCCGAAGGUUAGCUUCACGGCUAGUCCACCCAGGAAUUUGAAGCCACUAGGAGAGCCCGAGAAGAAAUUGCGGAGUACGAAGCUAGACACCCAAAAGAAUAGGGAGCUUCUGAUGCAGAUUAAUGGGAAUGGACGUCAAACUCCUUCGAAAAGUGCUCUGAAGACUGAUGUACGCCGCAACACGGUGUAUAUCCCGCAAGAUGACACCACGGUUGCAAGCAUGUUUAUGGGUAUCCUCAGCCCUAGCAAGUCUACCAACGUGCAGGACUGCGUCUCGGAGGACACUCAUGUUAACACCUUAGAGUCACAGAUCGCUAGGAAGCGGCAGGCAAAACGUUCUUUGGCCUCAUCUGCGCAGCGAGUUCCGCUUCAACCAAGCACAAAAGUCAAGCAGGAAUCACGUAUUCACGUCGAUAUUGCUGGGAAGAACGGCGGGAAAGAAAAUGUUCCCCCUGGGACUGUUUUUCUCGGCAAGGGUAAGGGCAAGGUUUCUCAGCCCGUGAAGAUCAAUAACGAAUUGGAAAACCCUCGACAAGCUUCGAAACCUGCACAAACUCAACUGUGUGGAUACUCUUCUACAAAGCCCACGAGUCCACUCGCAGCAAGGUCCGUUAACGGUACUGUAAAGCGAACAGUGAUGAGAGAAAGUAGAAACAACGUCAAAGCACCAUCCGCUCAAGUGGCAGGAGAGAGCAACAAGGUGGAAAUGCGAAGAGCAACCGUCAAUCGAACCCCAUCAGUUUCUAGAAACUCGACGUUUCCCAACACGUUGAGGAACUCUGAGAUGCGUGUCAACCAUUCUAAGACCUCGGUAGUGCGCCCUAAACCGAAACAUAUUGAUGACGAGUAUCCGCUGGUGAAGGAGGAUAUCAUAAACCCGGCAAUGUAUGAAGACGACUGGCUUUCUCACCAGGAGAUCAUGAUAACACAACUGGCCAAUAGGCUUUUCGAUCAAACCAACGAGAGGUCAAGCUUCAAAGAUCCAACAGUACUUCGACAUGCACUUCUCCAGCUCUAUCAAAACACGCCAUUUGCACAUCUUUAUAAGAGGGUUCAAGCAUCGUUACUAUAUGGUGCCAUGAGUAUACCGAAGGACGUGCUUGUACGGAAUGACCGGCUGCAGCAGGAUGUGGGAAUGAAGCGCAAAUUCUUAGACUUCUGGAUGCAAACAUAUGACCCACGGGCGUUACGAGCCGCGGUGGAGACAAUCACAGGAAGGAGGAUGACCGAUAGCAAAUUGGCUCAGGAGAGUAGUCAUAGCCAUCUUGAAAUGGACUCUGGCAACGAGAAAGCACUAAAGCGAGGGCUAGAAAACUUCCUAAAUACCUUUUUGCUGCAAAACCAAGACAUGGAGAGACAUGCUAGAGUAUUCGGCGGCGGUGAUUCAGACGAGGUAGGCACAGCAUAUCAUCGAACCGCUCUUCGCAGCAUCAUGAUCAUCAUCCUCUUGGAUAAGGGAAUGGCAAGCUCCGGGACGGCACUUCCUCCUUGUCUUUUCCUUCGUUCAUCCCAGUUCAAGUCCUCUGCCGCUGUGCUCCAAGCUUUGGCUCGCUUUCUCCUACCCUCUUCCGGAGACAUCAUCAAGACGCUUGGUCAUUUAGACUGCCAGUUGGUCUAUGAGCAAAACGCGCUGCAGGAGUACGACUACCAGAUAAGCAACUUAGCUGUCGACAUGAGGGAUGGUGUCCGGCUAACUAGGAUUGUGGAGUUACUACUAUAUCCGACCAACGUAUGUCUCGCAAAUGGAGAGCGUUUGGGGCCGCUUUCACACGGGCUAAAGCUUCCAUGUCUUAGUCGCACGGUAAAGCUGUUUAAUGUGCGAAUUGCUCUGGAUGCAUUGGCUGGCAGCAAAAGCUCCCACAAGCUGGUUCGUCGUAUCCGUGCAGAGGACAUAGUCGAUGGACAUCGGGAGAAGACCAUCGCACUUCUAUGGGGGCUUGUUAGCCAAUGGAGCCUCACGGGGCUUGUCGAUUGGGAUGAUUUGAGCAAGGAGAUCGAUCGUCUGAAACAAAAGGCCAUCUCUCAGUAUGGGCAUGAGUCAGUCAAGGAUGAAGGAUGGUUCAAGAGAGAUUACGAUGGACCAUACGAGCAGAGCAACGAUGCUACAUUGUUGCUUCGACAAUGGGCCUCUAUCCUGGGAUAUUUGAAGGGUCUACAUCUGGAAAACUUCAGCACCAGCUUCGCGGACGGCAAGAUUUACGAAAGCAUUGUGGAUGAGUAUGAGAGCUACAUACUCAAAGGGGAUCAGCCCUCGGCUACGGAACUCAAGGGGCCACUAUCCUCGCUGCAGUCUCGCCUCAGGGCGCUGGGAUGCAGUGCACAGCUCGCGUAUCUCAUUUCUCCUGGCUCUUCAAGAUCGCAUAUCCUCGAUAGUGACUUCACACUGGGGGCACUCACGUUCCUCUGUUCUCGAUUUCUUUCCGCGACCAAGCGUGCUCGCGCGGCGACAGUUUUGCAAAAGAGAUGGCGACGAGUCCUUGCGCACCGAGAUCUCCAACGGCGGACAGUCGCCCGAGACGUCGCUAGACAAUGCGCAGCCGUCGUGCAGACCAGAGACCGAAUCCUCUGGGCCAAAGAGAUCAUCAUCCAGUGGUGGAGAAUGGUGAAAGCGCAGCAGCAACGGCACAACGGCACAGACAGCCAGUACGAGAAGCAGAUCUCUAUGUCCAAGGGGGUCCCUCUACGUGGCCAGCAGUCUCCGUACUGA
Messenger RNA from Aspergillus pseudonomiae, 3048 nucleotides. It is a transcript of the gene sha1, whose product is annotated as putative calmodulin-binding protein Sha1. Gene Ontology annotation, biological process: establishment of meiotic spindle localization; mitotic cell cycle; spindle organization. Gene Ontology annotation, cellular component: spindle pole. Gene Ontology annotation, molecular function: protein binding. Bases 1 to 3048 code for a protein of 1015 amino acids. Lineage: Eukaryota; Fungi; Ascomycota; Eurotiomycetes; Eurotiales; Aspergillaceae. The transcript has 2 exons. The record is from RefSeq and is a predicted model, not a curated record.